AUGCAACUCGUUAUUGUCGCUGCUCUCCUCCAUCUCCUACCCCUCGUGCUCUCCCUCUCAGCCCGGCCGCGAGCCCGCUCGGCCUUCAUCCCUCAUGUCCGCUCGACGCACCUAGACUGGGACGCGGCCAGGCCCGAUACCGCCUUCACCUCGCCUCGUCUCGACGGCCACUCGGUGCACGAGUUCACCACGGGCAGCACUCGGCAGCAACAACAACAACAACACCCGGCCGACUCAGCCACACUCGCCGACCACGCGGGCACGGCUAGCAGCGGCAACCCCAAAUGGGAGAACCUUGGCGGAAGCGUGGCGUCGUACCCGUCAGCGUGCUCGUGGGGCACCGGGCGGCUGGACAUCUUCCACAUGACGCGCGAGCGGUCAUGCCAGCACCGCAGCUACGGCGGCUACAGCAGCAGCAGCAGCUUCACCGGCUCAUACAGCUGGUCUUCGUGGCAGACGCUGGGCGGGUCGCUCGACGGCGGCGUGGCCGUGAGCAGCCAUACCGAGGGUUCCUUCACCAUCGCCGUCAAGGGCACCGACAACCAGUGCUGGCAGCGGGCUUAUACCGGCGGCGGCGGUGGCGGCGCGUGGGGCGACUGGCAGACGCUGGGCGGCAACAUCAGCCACGACGUGGGCCUCGUCAGCCGCGGCGGCGUCGUGUCCGUGUCGCAGAGCACCAGCGCAUCGCUCGACCUAUUCGUGUCGGCGCCCGACGGCCAGUGCUGGACCAAGACGUGGUCCUACUCGUCCAGCUGGAGCACGUGGACGGCGCUCGGCGGCUACCUCGACAGCGCGCCGCGCGCCGUGUCGUGGGGGCGCGACCACAUGAGCCUGUACUGCCGCAGCACCGACGGGCAGGCCUGGUGGCGCCGGUGGAACGGCUGGACGUGGGAGAGCUGGACGAGCUUGGGCGGGUCCGUGAUAGGCACGCCGUCGGCGUUUGCCUACGCCGGCUACGAGUACGUCGUUGUGCGCGGCACCGACGGCGCCUGCUGGUACCGCAGCUGGCACGCCGGCACCUGGUCGCAGUGGGCCAGCCUGGGUGGCAGCCUGCGCCACGAGCCCGAGGUGGUGUCGUAUCUGCAGUGGGGUGGCGGCGUCGACGUCUACAUCAACCAUGACGACGGCGGCCUGUACCGCAAGAGCUGGGACAACCGCACCGAUGCCUGGUCUCAGGAGUGGGAGCCCAUGGGCGGCAAGGUCGACUCCAAGCCCGGCGCCAUCGCCUGGGACAACGGCACGCGCACCGAUGCCUUUGGCCAGGGCAAGGACGGGUCGUGCCAGCGGCUGGUCAUGAGCGAGGGGAGGAACGACACCGGGUUUACGAACGAGUCCUGA
Molecule: messenger RNA, 1338 nt
Organism: Lasiosphaeria miniovina
Lineage: Eukaryota; Fungi; Ascomycota; Sordariomycetes; Sordariales; Lasiosphaeriaceae
Exons: 1
Coding region: 1-1338 (445 amino acids)
Source: RefSeq, a predicted model, not a curated record